Funneliformis geosporum is the source of this 673-nucleotide messenger RNA. The record is from the annotation of a GenBank genome assembly. NCBI's taxonomy places the organism in Eukaryota, Fungi, Glomeromycota, Glomeromycetes, Glomerales, Glomeraceae.
AAACUUCUCUAAGAAAUCAUGAUGAAAAUGAAAGUAACACAAAAAUUGUGAACAUUGUUCACGAUCAAGAAAAGAUUUCAUUGAAAAACUCUGUGCAAAAAAUGCCUGAAAGACUUAAUGAGGAUGUUUCUCAGAGAGAAUCAGAUUCAGGCUUAGUAACUGAAAUUGUACGAGACUUAUUACAAGGAUUUUUGGUAGAUGAUUUCCAGAGGGAAUUUAUUAAUACCAAAUUUAUUAAUAGAGAACAUUCUAAUUCUUCACCUGUCACAAAAGAGCUUGCCUGUUUAUUUUAUCAAACGAGUAUAGUAAGGAAAAAUUCGAUCAAAACUAAGCAGGAAGAGAUUUUAUCUUGGGGUCGCUACUCUGAAAGAUUCGAAGAUAAGGUUAUUAAGCUCAGAUCCAAGGAUAAAAAUCUUAAAGAUAAGAUAGCAAGGUCCCAGAUUUAUAAUGAAAUGAAACUAUACCUUUCAGGCAUUUCUGAUGAAUAUUUGCACAAGAUAACAAGUAAAGCAAGGAAGAUCAAUAAGCUAUUUGAAUAUGAUUACGAUCCUAUAGCUCUGAAAAAGAUUAAAGGUUGUGUUAUUUUUGACCUAUUUUUGAUCAACAAAGCAGGCACAAUUAAUUUACCAAAUUCAGAUAUGAGUUAUGGGAUUGUGGGAAGUGAAGCGAGCGU